CGCCCACCCACGUGGCAAGAAGAUAGACGUAGACGCCUACAUUAUAGAAAGAUGGAUAUGCAGAACCAGGGAAUAGUUAAGCCGAAGACUCAGCGAGCUAAACGGGCUCUGGAGACCAAGGCGCCGAAACUGGUGGAAAACACGAAGUCUGCUCUCUUCAUUCGUGGCGGGCACACGAGCGAGACGGUCACCCAGGCUCUCAAAGAUUUGAGUGUGUUCAAGAAGCCUGAGGCGGUGGUAUUGAGGAGAAAGAACAUCUUACGACCUUUUGAAGAUGCAACCUCAGUUGAGUUUCUUGGACAGAAGAGUGACUGUUCGUUGUUUGUGUUUGGCUCUCACAGCAAGAAGAGACCGCACAACUUAGUAAUAGGUCGGAUGUAUGACUUCCAUGUUUUGGACAUGGUUGAGCUUGGAAUUGAAAAUUUCACUUCCCUCUCCAGUUUCAAGUCGGGCAGCUGUGCUCUUGGUUCGAAGCCGUGUCUCGUGUUCGCCGGAGACCAGUUCGAGACUGAGGUGGAGUUCAUUCGACUGAAAAACAUCUUUAUUGACUUUUUCCGAGGACAAGAACUGAAGAAACUGGCUCUGGAUGGUGUAGACCACGUCAUCACUUUCACUGCUGCGGAGGGACGCGUGUACUUUAGAGUGUUCCAGGUCAUUCUGAAGAAGUCGGGGUGCAAGACACCUCGUGUUGAGCUGGAGGAGAUGGGACCGCGACUGGACCUCGUUAUGAGGAGGAGCCAUCUUUCUUCUGACAGUCUUCUCAAACAGGCCUGCAAGAAACCAGCUGCUGUCAAACCGAAGAAAGUGAAGAACGUUUCUCGCGAUUCCUUUGGAUCGAAACUGGGCCGAGUGCACAUGAAGAGACAGGACUUUACCCAGCUCCAGACGAGGAAGAUGAAGGGACUAAAGAGGACAAAGCCACACUCGUCCACUCGCAACAAAGACGGACCACACACGACCAAGAGAGCCAAACUAGACUCAACCGCGUCGUCUUGAUAUAGCUGCCAAACUUACCACUCACCGAUAUUUUGCCUGUAAACACAUAAAUUUUUAGCCAGCAA
Messenger RNA from Geodia barretti, 1061 nucleotides. NCBI's taxonomy places the organism in Eukaryota, Metazoa, Porifera, Demospongiae, Tetractinellida, Geodiidae. The record is from the annotation of a GenBank genome assembly.